AUGUGGUAUAAAACCGAUGGUCAGAUCAUACUUAUAUUCAAGUUAUUCAUCGUCAUCGAAGUUCUGUACUUGACAGCGCUAGUCCUCGUCAAAGCAGCAAUCCUAUGCUUCUUCCUCCGAAUCUUCCCCGACCACAAGUUCAGAAUCGUAGUCAAGUGCACCAUGGUCUUUAACGCUCUGAUCUGGGUUGCAUUCUUCAUCUUUGUCUCCUUCCAGAUCCAGCCGUUUUCACUAUUUUGGAAUGGGUGGCAGCAGAAGAAGGGUCAUCUUAUUCUGACCGGGUUUACUAAUUUCACUCUGCCGCUUGCGGGGAUAAAUCUGGUGCUGGAUAUCUGGAUGCUCAUUCUGCCCAUGACGCAGCUCUGGGGAAUGGGGUUGAAGCUGAAGAAGAAACUCGGUGUCAUUAGCAUGUUCAGUGUUGGGAUAUUUCUUACAAUUGUCGCUGCGAUUCGAGUUCGCGAACUUGUAGCUUUUCGACUCUCUCAGGACUUAACAGUCGCCCACGCACAAUCAGCCUUCGUCUGGUCAAACGUGGAGGUUUCGGUCGGCGUCAUAGUCGCUUGCAUGCCGCGCGUUAGGCAUCUGGUGAGGCAUAUAAUAUCGCGAUACAGAGCAAGGAAAGGAACCGAGCCGCGACAAAACAGCAGGAAAAUAUUCGUCGAUCGAUCGCUUGCGACUAUUACGGUGGAGGACUCGCAGGCGAUUGAGCUGAACGAUGAAGGUGGACUUUUGACGGCGAAUACGUGUACGACAGCUUCAUCGGCGACAAGAGUUGGGACAACAUCAUCGACAAAAGGUGGGAGAAAAGACAGUAAAUCAUGUGCGACGGUCAGUUUUGCAAGCGAUGGAGAUACCCAAGUGUAA
Fusarium verticillioides 7600 is the source of this 864-nucleotide messenger RNA. RefSeq lists its product as hypothetical. The record is from RefSeq and is a predicted model, not a curated record. The coding region runs from base 1 to 864 and encodes 287 amino acids. Lineage: Eukaryota; Fungi; Ascomycota; Sordariomycetes; Hypocreales; Nectriaceae. The transcript has 4 exons.